Messenger RNA from Lepisosteus oculatus (spotted gar), 2993 nucleotides. RefSeq names its product R-spondin 4 (gene rspo4). NCBI's taxonomy places the organism in Eukaryota, Metazoa, Chordata, Actinopteri, Semionotiformes, Lepisosteidae. The record is from RefSeq and is a predicted model, not a curated record.
UCGCCCCGCCCGGCGCUCUGUCGCUCCGCAGUGCUGUGAGGCGCUGUGCUGCUCGGCGGGAUCUGCGGCGAGUCUGAGUCUGAUGUUCUGCUAACCUGGUGUGAGGAGGUCGUUGUCAGCCCAGAUGCAUUUGAGACUUCUCGCAUUUUUCACCCUGAUCAACAGUACGGUGAUGCUGAGCCAGACUUCACGCAAGCUGAGUGCCAGCAGGGACGUGACAGAAGACUGUAAGGGCUGUCUGGAGUGCUCGGGGGACAACGGGUGCCUGAAGUGCCCGGAAAAGCUGUUCCUGUUCAUCCGCAGGGAGGGGAUGCGGCAGCAGGGCUCCUGCCUCCACGCCUGCCCCGCCGGACACUUCGGGCUGCGCGGCCAGGACGUGAACAGGUGCAUCAAAUGCAAGACCCCCAACUGUGAGAGGUGUUUCAGCAAGGAUUUCUGCAUGAAAUGUAAAGUAGGUUUCCUGCUGUUUAAAGGCAAAUGCCUGAGCGACUGCCCGGAAGGCACUGUUCCUCACCUGACGGACUGCGUCGAAGGGUGUGAGCUGGGCUUCUGGGGUGAAUGGAGCCCCUGCAGCCACAAUGAGCGGAGCUGUGGACAGAGGUGGGGGUCACAGAGCAGGGACAGAGAGCUGUCCAGGAGGGGUCCUGACGAGGCCACAGCCUGCCCCCCGCAGAGCGAGACCAGGAGGUGCAGGCUGAAGAAGAGGUGCCCUGGAGCAGAGAAAAGGAAGAAUGAGAAGAAGAAUGGAAGGAAGAAAGGCAGGAAGCAGCGGAAGCCACAGGUCACUGCUACGGUAACAGCUCAGGCCAGCGCCACGGUAACAAAGCGGGCAGGCGCCGUGGUGACAGAACCUCCGGGAGGGACCUAGAGAUGUCAGGAGGCUGCGACCCUGGAGCGAGUCCGAGGCAGCAGGGGCUACUUGAACAGUAUUGUGUUGUUGGUUUUUCAAGUGCAUGGUUUCACCAAAAGGAUCCGAUUGGAGAACCUCAUUUUAAUCACACGUCCAUGACUCUAUUCUCCAGGGUUUUCACAGUUGUGCCUGAUAAGAAAUAAAAAUUCUCACAGCUUCAGAUAAGUAUUCAGAAACGUAAAAAUGGUUAUGAACACUACUGAAGACAUUUUUAUUAUCGUUGUUGUUGUAUAAAUGGCAAUGCAAUUAAUAUUAUUUCAAUAACAACUCUUGCUGUGGCUAGGAUUCACUUUUGUCCCACUUUUUUCUUUUUAAGCUGUUUGAAACAAAGAUUAACAUUCCGAUCAGUCCAUGACUGUGCAGUGAUAGAAGUUUAAUGUUUAGCUCCUGUGCUUAUUGUUUAAUUUAAUUUUACUUCUUGGUAUUGGCUCAGCAAGGCUGUCUGUCUGCAGGAUUAACGUUUUUGAGCACCACAGCAAUAUCGUGCCUUGUGUAAAGAGUGAAGCCAGUGGAACUUCCUUUAUCACUAUCAGCAGUCUGAUUCCAUUAAGGGGACAUGAGCUGACAGUGGUCACUGCUGUUUUGAUAACAGACUGUCUGAGAGCUUGUGGAAAGUAAAACGGGUUGUUUGUGAUGGACUGAAGGCCACUUAAUCGAUGCUCCAGCUUGCAGGAGUGAUUACAAGAAAUAUUCUUUUCAGGCUCCUGCCAGUAGAGAACUGAAUAAAAUCUGCAUUAAUAACUGUUCCUUCAAACCUGUUUGAGCUGACAUGCUGGUCUGCAGGUUGUGACAGACUGGUAUUGGGCCUUUUUCUUUGCACAAUAAGCACCACAGACUUAUUUAAAAUUUACAGAAUGUAAGAAAGGUUACAAAUGAGAGCAGGUCCUACAUCCCAUCCACUGUAGCUCAUCUGUGUGCUUGUAGCCAUGUGAUCUGAGGAGCUCAAUCAGCUACGUUUUUCAAAAUGCCAGAGGGAUGGUUUAGACACCUCCACAACCCUUUAUGGAAAAUAGUAUUCUUAACAAUACUGGAUUUAGCAUAUAUAGAUGGUAUAUUAUUAUUAAUAUUAAUAUUAUUAUUAUUGCCAGUUUAAAGUCAUAGUUUUUCUGUUCCCUUCCAUUUCUCCUGUCAGUUCACUGAGAAGGUCAGUGGUUCAUUUGGUGGUGUUAGUGGGAUCUCACAGUUCGGCUAGAUGCUCUCUACAGGUACUGAGGCUGAUGGGAGUUUGAGGGCAAUGGACAACCCAGAGGAACGUACAGGAGGGAGCUCCUGUAACAUUCUUCUUCCACAGGGGGCUUUCAGAUCAGGAGGCAACAGCCUCAGCAUUGCCAGUCAAUUCCAUUGCAAGUUUAAUCCUUAAUCAUUUGAUCAAUCCCCAGUAAUAGAAUGAACUGAGCAGUUUUCAUUCUGCUCCAGGGAUGAUAAACAACAGGAACAAUUCCAAACAAUUCCAGUUCUACAGGAUUACUAACAUUAAACUUAUCUUUGAGUGCUUGAUGCAGGAACAAUUUCAUCAACUCCUUCUAGCAAGAAUGUGGGUACGUCUCAUAAGACACACACUUCAGGCUGGUGUCUGAUCUGAACUGUGCCUGCAGCCCCACCCUCCACCUCCCAUCAGCUCACUGGGGGUUUAGAUUAAAGACAGAAUAGCCCAGAGCCCCACAAACGGCUCUUUCAGGAGUAGCCCAGUUUGCUUUUAUGUACCUCCUGGUCCUCGCUGAGCUCCUGAGACAGGGCAGAGGGGGCUUUGAUUUGGUUUGGCCCCGGCCCAGUGAGGUGAGGCUCCUGGGAACUGUGUGGCUGUUCCUGCGGUGACUCAGCAGGGCUGGGAGCAAAAGCUUUGAUGGCCGGAGCGCGCGUCUGCCUCCCAGGGAGAGCCAUGCCCUGCUCCCACCCCCGGGAGUGGGUUGAAGACGUACGUGUCCCUGGGCCUCCGCCUCCAUUCCUCACGGAAUUCUUGGACUGAUGUGCACUUUUACAGGCAUUUCCAUGAGGAAAAGAGCUGAAAAAUGUUUUUACAAAAAAAUGAAAUACAGAGAUAUCCCUAUUUGCGCUUAUUACUCUUCUAUUAUUUCAUAAUAAA